This is a messenger RNA of Didymosphaeria variabile, 1437 nucleotides long. RefSeq lists its product as uncharacterized. The record is from RefSeq and is a predicted model, not a curated record. Bases 1 to 1437 code for a protein of 478 amino acids. Lineage: Eukaryota; Fungi; Ascomycota; Dothideomycetes; Pleosporales; Didymosphaeriaceae. Gene Ontology annotation, cellular component: membrane. Gene Ontology annotation, biological process: G protein-coupled receptor signaling pathway. Gene Ontology annotation, molecular function: mating-type factor pheromone receptor activity. The transcript has 2 exons.
AUGGCAGAGGACCAAUUUCCCCUCUACCCACAGGCUGUGGUUCUUCCAAUCCUCGCCUUCCCCUCAUGGAUUCUCUGUAUCUCCCCCAUGAUUUGGCACCUCUCGCAGCGCAACAUCGCAGCAGGCUCCCUCAUCUUCUGGCUCAUACUCCUCAACUUCUUCAAUUCCAUCAAUCCGCUUAUCUGGCCCCGUGACAAUAUGAAAGAAUGGUACAAUGGUACAGGCCUUUGUGACAUUGAAGUCCGCAUCCAGGUUGGCGCCUCGGUGGCCCUCGCAGCAUGUACAGCCGUUAUAGCACGCCGACUCGCCAACGUCAUGGAUACACGCAAUAUCACGGUCGCUCCAAGCAAGCGGAGCGUACUCAUCGAGAAGAUCCUCGAGAUCGGCUUCUGUUGGGUGUAUCCGGCAGUCCUGAUGAUCACGUACUACAUCGUCCAGCCUUUUCGUUAUUACAUCUUCGGUAUCUCCGGAUGCACGGCAGUAUUCGAUUCCAGCUGGCCCAGUCUGGCGAUUGUGUGGGUUUGGGGCUGCAUCACAACGCUCGUGGCAGCCUUCUAUUCAGGCUUACUAGGCUUUCGUCUCUUUCACUACCGCCGCGAGUUCCACGAUCUGAUCGCCGCCCGCAACACCACUAAAUCACGCUUCAUACGACUGUUUCUCAUGGCGCUCUACGUCUCAAUUAUCUUGGUCCCAUACUCCUUCUUCAUCCUCUACCAACUGGCCGACACCAUCGUCGACGAAUACAGCUGGGCACGCGUUCAUGGACCUAACUGGAACUCUGUCAUCAAAGUACCUGCCAACGGUGUUGCGCGUUGGGACCGCUGGGGUGAAGUCGCCGCAGGAUACAUUGCCUUCCUUCUCUUUGGCACCGGCACCGAUGCGAACAACACUUACAAGGGCUUGCUCACAUCAAUCGGGUUUGGCAAGAUCUUCCCAAGCCUCUACAUCAUUAGCGAGAGUAGUGGCACUCAAACACCUACAAGCGUCACCUUUGUCAAGCGAUGGACGUCCAAUUGGUCGAGUAAGGCGAAGAGCUUGAUCAGCAAGAACGGAUCGGUCUCUGAGAUGAGCUGCAACGCUUCCGUAACCGGCUCCGUCAUGCAGACUGUGUUCACCAACGAAAAUUUGACAUCUGGCCAACAGCAUCACGACACAGCCCGCAGUGAUAAGAAAUCCUUCUUCAGCCGCAUCUUCUAUGGCCGCACCAUGAAUCACUCCAUACUUCCAGUCCACAACAAGAUCUCAACCGAAAUUGACCGUCUCCCUGUCCUCGACAAGACACCCUCGAACCCCUCUGCGUUUACUGCGCAUGCCUGGGCCGCCGAUAAUGUCGCUGGCGAGAAGCAUGGGGAGGUGACAGGUGUUCAUGUUGUUCGAGAAGUUCAUCAAGCGAGCCAGGACCGGGGCAAAAGUCAAAAGACCAUUGAGGAUGCCUAG